AUGGAUCCUCAGGCUCAGCUCACCGCGCUUGCUGCUGGCCUUCCCGAGGACACCUAUCACGCUCUCGAGGCAAUCCUUCGUGAUCUUGACCACCGCGUUACUCACACUCAGGCCCCAGCCCUUUCUGCCGACGAUAUCCGCAUUGCCCUCGAACACGGUUUUGCGAACACCCAAUUCAAUCUCCCUCCAGCACAUUUUACUCUCCCGCCUGCUCCUCCUCCGCCACCUGUUUCCGUGCAUCCCAGCCAAUUCAAGGUCGACCUCGCACAUUUCCAUGGCAAGGAUAGCGACGAUCUUGGUGCUUGGCUGACGUUGAUCGAGGAUUACCUCUGA
Molecule: messenger RNA, 333 nt
Organism: Sparassis crispa
Lineage: Eukaryota; Fungi; Basidiomycota; Agaricomycetes; Polyporales; Sparassidaceae
Exons: 1
Coding region: 1-333 (110 amino acids)
Source: RefSeq, a predicted model, not a curated record